This is a messenger RNA of Dermochelys coriacea (leatherback sea turtle), 5144 nucleotides long. It is a transcript of the gene PAPOLA, whose product is annotated as poly(A) polymerase alpha. Gene Ontology annotation, molecular function: poly(A) RNA polymerase activity; RNA binding. The record is from RefSeq and is a predicted model, not a curated record. Lineage: Eukaryota; Metazoa; Chordata; Testudines; Dermochelyidae. Bases 848 to 3070 code for a protein of 740 amino acids. The transcript is spliced from 22 exons. Gene Ontology annotation, cellular component: nucleus.
UGCUACGAAACGGGAAGGCGGUCUGAUUUGUAAACCCCGACACGCUGCAGGAGGAGCGCUAGGCACAGGCCAGAGCUAGCCGCAGUUCUGCCCAUCCCCGGGCCCAGGGACCGCACUGGGAGCUCGCCGACCACGCGCUGCCAGGAAGGCUGCUCCCUCCACGCCGAGCGCGCUCCUACGCCCGUGGUCAGGGCGCGGCUGUCCGUUCGCAGCCCGCCGAGAGCCCGGCGACCGUCACCCGGGGAGGCCAGCACAGCGCCCUCCGCCCAGGGGAGAGGUCACCUGCCACCGCUCCGCAAUAGUUCCCUGCCUCGCGGGGACACCGUCCUCGAAGGGAACGGAACGACAGGCUCACCGGGAGCUCCUCCCCCCUCCUCAGCACUCGCUUCGUUCGCUGACUCUUCUGCGCGUGCGCUUCCCCUGUCUGGCGGCCGUUAGAACUUCGUUUUCAAAACCCAUCGCCGCGCCGCUCCGCUCUCCCUGCCCAGAACUACAAAUCCCGUGUUGCGGGCUAGCCGCGGGUUCAGUGGGCAUGCGCCGGAGGCUCUGCGUGUCGUGCGUACGAGGGGGGCGCGUCGUUGCGUAGGCCCCCGUUCUAGAACGUUGCUGUGGUAGCGCCCGGGCGCCAUGUUAGGAGGAGGCCGGAGGGGAAGAGGAAGGAGAAGCGGCGGCGGCAGCGGCUAGGCCCAGCGAACAGCUCCCUCCUCCCUCUAGGGCCCGACUCCGGCCCAUAUCAUGCUCACGGCUUCCGCUUCGCGGCGGAACGAGUGACCGGUCCGGAGGCGGCAGCGGGGGAGGAGGAGGGGGACGAAGAAGAGGCGGCGGCAGCGGGGGAGCCGGAGAAACGAUGCCGUUUCCAGUUACAACCCAGGGAUCACAACAAACACAGCAGCUACAGAAGCAUUAUGGCAUUACCUCACCUAUCAGUUUGGCUGCCCCCAAGGAGAUUGACUGUCUACUUACCCAGAAAUUAAUUGAUACCCUAAAGCCCUUCGGUGUGUUUGAAGAAGAAGAGGAACUGCAGCGCAGGAUUCUAAUUUUGGGGAAGUUAAAUAAUCUGGUAAAAGAAUGGAUACAGGAAAUCAGUGAAAUCAAGAAUCUUCCACAAUCCGUAAUAGAAAAUGUUGGAGGAAAAAUUUUUACGUUUGGAUCCUACCGACUAGGGGUGCACACAAAAGGAGCUGAUAUUGAUGCAUUAUGUGUUGCACCAAGGCAUGUUGACAGGAGUGACUUUUUCACCUCAUUUUAUGAAAAACUGAAACUACAGGAAGAAGUAAAAGACUUAAGGGCUGUUGAAGAGGCAUUUGUCCCAGUUAUCAAACUGUGUUUUGAUGGGAUAGAGAUUGAUAUUUUGUUUGCAAGAUUAGCACUGCAAACUAUUCCUGAGGAUUUGGACCUUCGAGAUGAUAGCCUACUUAAAAAUUUAGACAUUAGAUGCAUACGAAGUCUUAACGGUUGCAGGGUAACCGAUGAAAUUUUACAUCUAGUACCAAACAUCGACAACUUCAGGUUAACACUGAGAGCUAUCAAACUGUGGGCAAAACGCCACAACAUCUAUUCCAAUAUACUAGGUUUCCUUGGUGGUGUUUCCUGGGCUAUGUUAGUAGCAAGAACUUGCCAGCUUUAUCCAAAUGCAAUAGCAUCAACUCUUGUACAUAAAUUUUUCUUGGUAUUUUCUAAAUGGGAAUGGCCAAAUCCAGUGCUAUUGAAACAGCCAGAAGAAUGCAAUCUUAAUUUGCCUGUAUGGGACCCAAGGGUAAAUCCCAGUGAUAGGUACCAUCUUAUGCCUAUAAUUACACCAGCAUACCCACAGCAGAACUCUACCUACAAUGUGUCCGUUUCUACACGGAUGGUCAUGGUUGAGGAGUUUAAACAAGGUCUUGCUAUCACAGAUGAAAUUUUGCUGAGUAAGGCAGAGUGGUCCAAACUUUUUGAAGCUCCAAACUUCUUUCAAAAGUACAAGCAUUACAUUGUACUUCUAGCAAGUGCACCAACAGAAAAACAGCGACUAGAAUGGGUGGGCUUGGUGGAGUCAAAAAUCCGAAUUCUAGUUGGAAGCUUGGAAAAGAAUGAGUUCAUUACACUGGCUCACGUGAAUCCUCAGUCAUUCCCAGCACCCAAGGAGAAUCCUGACAAGGAAGAAUUUCGUACAAUGUGGGUGAUUGGUUUAGUGUUUAAGAAGACAGAAAAUUCUGAAAAUCUGAGUGUUGAUCUUACAUACGACAUCCAGUCUUUCACUGACACAGUUUAUAGGCAAGCAAUAAACAGCAAGAUGUUUGAGAUCGAUAUGAAAAUUGCUGCAAUGCAUGUAAAACGAAAGCAACUUCAUCAACUGCUACCUAAUCAUGUGCUUCAGAAAAAGAAAAAGCAUUCAACAGAAGGGGUCAGACUGACAGUCCUGAAUGACAGCAGCUUAGACUUAUCUAUGGACAGUGAUAACAGCACGUCUGUGCCUUCUCCUACUAGUGCUAUGAAGACAAGUCCAUUGAAUAGUUCUGGAAGCUCUCAGGGCAGAAGCAGUCCUGCUCCAACUGUAACAGCAGCAUCUGUGAUCAACAUACAGGCUUCUGAAGUUACUGUGCCACCAACCAUUUCCAGUGAAAGCUCAGGGGGUACUUCAAGUGAAAGCAUUCCUCAAACAGCCACACAGCCAGCCAUUUCUCCACCACCAAAGCCUACCAUCUCUAGAGUUGUUUCCUCAACACGUCUGGCAAACCAAUCACCAAGACCAUCAGGGAACACAGCAACAAAAAUACCUAGCCCUGUCAUAGGGGUGAAGAGGACAUCUUCCCCUCAUAAAGAAGAGUCUCCUAAGAAAAUAAAAACAGAAGAGGAUGAAAUAAAUGAAGAUGCUAGUUGUCUUGAAAUGGGUGAUCAUGAUAAAAUGGAAACUAAGGAACAACUCGACGCAGAAGUAAAUAUUUCUUCUCAAACAGAAACUGUUCAGACAAUGGCAUCUCUGCAAGCUCCUCAGAAAACACCUAGUACAGACCUUUCAGAUAUCCCUGCUCUCCCUGCAAAUCCUAUUCCUGUUAUCAAGAAUUCAAUAAAACUGAGAUUGAAUCGGUAAAAACAACCUCAGGGGUCCAUAAACAAUAUCUGCCAACUCAACCUGUUGUCUUCUAAUGCUAAAAAAGGAGAAUGGAGGGUGCAAGACUAGAACAUGACUGCAAAUGGAUUUAGGUAUAUUUUGUGCACUUCCCUGACUGGGCUGUAAUCACCACCUCUUUGGAAGUCCAGGUUAGUAUGUGAAGCCAGGAGUACUUUUAAUGUGUUAGCAACAGUUGCAUUAAAUAUUUCGAAGGAUUACUGCCUUUAAAAACAAACAUGAACACUAUUUGUAGCCAUAAUUGACAUUCUGAUUGGAUUUAUGUUUGAUGCAUUGUUUGAAAAUUUUGAGCUAAAACUGGCAAAAGAAUCCCUUAAAUGCACUUUUAUGUACCUUUUUUAUUGGAGUACGACUAAUUUUAGAUAUUCAAUUGAUAUUUUCAUUUUUAUUGAAGAGAUUCUUCAGUACUAGUAAUCUGCAAAUUGGAUAACAUUCUAUGAUACACUGUGCAUUGAAGACAAAGUGUACAGUAUAUCUAGUUAAAUUACCAUCAAGCAGCAGUAAACCUUUAAAAUAAAAUGUCAAAUCUUGAGGUUACAUGACAUAUGUUGAGAAAAUAAUUGGGAAGCAUUUGGAAUUUGAUGGGACAUGAUUAAGAUGUGAUCUAUUUUUAUUUAUAUGAUUAUUUUAUGGUGCAUACAGAUCAGCGAUCAAACAGCAAAUACACUUUCCUUUGACCUAAUCAAACUCCAUACUCCCUUGCUGAUCCCCUUGCCAUAUUUCUUGGAAAAAGCUUUUGUGUUUAAUGUUUUUUGCAGCUUGUAUGCACAAAAUAGGACAACGGUCAAAAAUAAAUGCUUUUUUUUAAUGCUGUUAAAACUCAUGAUGUUAGAUAAACCCAAUACUUUGGGGCCCAAAGGCACAAACACCAAAUUUUGUCCCAUUGCUAAAACUUCAGAGUGAAUAAACUGUGCCUGUGAAGCAUAACACCUGUCUUGAUGGCCUUUUGAUCACUAAAUAUAAGAUAAUUUUUGUACACUCCAUAAAAGUCCUGUCUGCAUUAAAACAUUUCAAAUUUUAAAUAUAAAGGCAAGAAAAUAUCCCCAACGAUUUUAAUCUUUUUUUAUUUCUAGAUGGCUUAUCAAAAAUAGUAGUUUUACAUACUGAACAACACUGAAUUUUUAACAAUCAUAUUUCUAGAAAGCACUUGACAUCUAGCAAGCUCUCUUUCCUCCUCCUACUUUUUGUUCUGUAGUCCUAGCAAAAAAGGAUUAGCAGCAAAUCUUUUCUUUAAAAGAACUGAAUCUCUCAUGAUUAAGCAGCAGAACAUCAGUUUUUAGGAAACGUGAGGGAUGUUGGUGAUAACACCAGAUGUAGAUAACAAACUUUGUUAUUAUUACUUAGUCUGAAAAACUGGGAUGGUAAAAAUCAUCCUUCCCAUACUUUCCGAUUAGCAUGUUUUAUGAAUUUCCUCCUCCCAUUGUGCUCCAUCCUAUUACAUGUGCUUCUUUCAUGUUAAAAUUAAAUUACUUACACGGCUGUCCCCAUAUCCUUCUAAAUUAAUUUUCCAAAGUCAGUGUAGCUUACUUUUUUCCUUAGGCUGUGCAGUAACUGAGGUUUUUCUUUUUGCCAUUUGUCUAAGAUGUCUAGUGUACAAUAUUUCUCUUUCCCUUGCCUUGUGCAGCCUGCUGUCAUCCACCUCGAAAAAGGUUAUACUAACAAUUGAAGUGUACAAGGUGUCUGUGUAUUUUGUGUAGUUAUGGAGUUUAGAUCGAAAUUGCCAGGCACAGAUUUAGUUUUGUCAUUUUGUUUACACAUUGGGAAAUCUUUUUUUCAUUUUAUUAAACAUUUCAUGUAACUGCACCCAAGUUUUGCCAAGCUGGAAACUUGGAAUCUUUCUGUAUAGUGACUUUUUAAUUCUAGUUUUCAUAAUCUGGAGAUCAGACUGUUGCUUUCGCAUGAUGUACGUAGUGUCUCAUGACUGGAGUUUGCUUUGUUUUAUAGUAUCUGUACUCCUUGUAUUUUUCAAGAGCUAUUUUGUAAACAGAUGAUGUAUUUCUCCAUUGAAAACACAAUAAAAAACAGCACAAUCCCA